AUGCCUUCGCCAGUCGCAAAAGCGCUCGUCGCUGCUGGCAUAGCGGUCUAUGAAUCGCCCCAGUUCCGAGAAUGGGUGAACAAUUCUCGUCGUAAAAUCGCGCUGGCUUUACACAAUCUGGGAGAUGAAAUUCAUCCUCGAGACUCGACAUCUCCCCUCAGGGAAGAUAUUUCUAUGAUGGAAGAGGUGGGCCCGGCGGCAGAAGAACGGAGACGGAUUGCUCGUGAAGAAAUCCAGCAGAGAGCUGCUGCUCUUGAAGAACGUCGGAGGCGACGACAGGGUGUUCAAUUGGGCUCUUUUGAUGCCCUUGUGGACGAAAAUGGAAAUCUAUUGAGGUCACACAGUCCGGAGGUGACUGCCAGUACUCUUGCGAACUCGACCGCUGUGGACUUGCCAUCGCCGCAGCUUGUCCACCGAGGAGCCAAAGAGGCGGAUGUGUCGACUUCCGUGGGCGAGAUUGGACCGGCGGACACAGUGACCGACAAUGAUAAACCACAUUUACAGAUUCCAUCCGCUGGCAACCAUUCCGCGUCUCUUGUCGAUCUUACUCCUACUUCUGAUGAUACAGACAUGGACUUCUUCGCCUCGGCUCAUGACAAAUCGGAAGAAGCCGAGCGGUCUGUACUUUCCUCCACAACAGAUCAAGAAGGAAUGUCUUCGUCGAGUCAUACUGAGGAAGAAUCUCAAACCAUCUGUGACCAUCCUGAAUCAUCACUUAUCGACACCAAUCGCGAGCUCCGAUCGCCAUUCUCUGACCUAUCCGAAUUGAACACCACGGGGUUCGAGCAGCAAGAACGCUCCUCCACACCGUCUACCGCUAAUAGUUUCAGCCACGUUUAUGAGUCCGCUGAGGACGCAACGUCAGAUGGCACUUUGAGUGACCUCGGAAGGUCCAUGGAUGGUGUUUUCACUCCAGCCAGUUGGUCGGAGGUUGGUAGUGUUGUGAGCAACGACGACUUGGGUCACCACGGGUUUUGA
Molecule: messenger RNA, 978 nt
Organism: Aspergillus thermomutatus
Lineage: Eukaryota; Fungi; Ascomycota; Eurotiomycetes; Eurotiales; Aspergillaceae
Exons: 2
Coding region: 1-978 (325 amino acids)
Source: RefSeq, a predicted model, not a curated record